GUAGACAAACGAUACUAAAGCAGACAACAGUGUACGUAAAAUAAUAUCGUCUUAAAUAGUUACUAACUGCAAUUCCAAUGUCUUAAAAGUAUAACAUCGAUGCUUACUAAUAAUUAAUAUCGAGGAAAAUUUAUAUUUGAUAAAAUACAAAUAUCGAUAAUUAAUUAAUUUUCUAAACAAAGAUGGAUUUAUCAUUUUUGAGGAAUAAUUCUCGAUUAAUUAGGAAUUUAGUCAGUUUUUGGAUAUUUGGAUUAUGCAAUAAUUUUGCCUAUGUGAUAAUGCUUAGCGCAGCUCAUGAUAUUUUGGAAUCGAAAGAGAAUUCAACUGAUGCAAUUGACACAAAUUCAACCAAUACAAAUACAAGCUACCAUCUUGUCUGUAAUCCAAUAUCAACUGGAGCUAUUCUCUUGGCAGAUAUCCUUCCAACUGUAAUAAUAAAGUUGACAGCACCAUUUUACAUGCAAAAAAUUCCCUAUAAUAUACGAGUGCGGCUUGUAUGUUUAUUCGCAGCUGGUUCAUUCAUCAUCGUUGCUCUCUCUAAAAACUUAGGAUUAAGUCUAUUCGGUGUUGUUUGUGCUAGUUUAAGCAGUGGAUUCGGUGAAAUAACAUUCCUUAGCAUGACAUCUUUUUAUAAUAAAAAAGUGGUUUCAACCUGGAGUUCAGGAACGGGAAUGGCAGGCUUAGCAGGAGCCCUUAGCUACGUAGGACUGCUUUCGGCUGGUCUAACACCUAAGAAUACAUUAUUGCUUAUGCUGGUUGUGCCCGCUAUAUUCCUAUUAACUUAUGAAUUGCUUUUAUAUAAAUUACAUAACGUUUCGAGAUAUCGUGCAGAAAGUUCAUUAAUAUUACCAACUGAGGAAAAUGCUGCUGAAAACUCUCCAUUCCUCUUCGAUGAUGACAUUGAUAAUGAUAUAAGACAAGAAAGAAAAUCUCAUGAAAAUAUUGUUUCGUUAUUUUGUACAAAUGCUCGUCUUAUUAAAGGCUUAAUUCUACCUUAUAUGUUACCAUUGGCAAUAGUCUACUUUGCAGAAUAUUUCAUAAAUCAAGCCCUAUUUGAAUUACUUCAGUUUCAUUCAAAGUUAACUUUCAGCGAGCAAUAUCGAUGGUAUCAAGCUCUCUAUCAAGCUGGCGUUUUUAUAUCAAGGUCUUCUGUAAACUUGAUAAGAAUCCGAUACUUGUGGCUAAUGCCUGUUUUGCAAACUGUUAAUCUUGUCUUGUUGUUAUGCCAAACGUUUUUCCAUUUUAUACCAAGCGUAUGGAUAGUUAUGAUUCUAAUAGCUUACGAAGGACUUUUAGGUGGUGCAGCCUACGUUAACACAUUCUAUUCAAUGACUGAAGAAGUACCGGAAGAGAAUCUUGAAUUCUGCUUAGGUGUUGCUACCGUAUCUGAUUCUCUAGGAAUAACUAUUGCCGGUUUUGUCUCAUUGCCUGUUCAUAAUGCAAUAUGCUCUAGAUUGCGUUAA
Molecule: messenger RNA, 1463 nt
Organism: Dimorphilus gyrociliatus
Lineage: Eukaryota; Metazoa; Annelida; Polychaeta; Dinophilidae
Source: the annotation of a GenBank genome assembly